Molecule: messenger RNA, 1811 nt
Organism: Enterobius vermicularis (human pinworm)
Lineage: Eukaryota; Metazoa; Nematoda; Chromadorea; Rhabditida; Oxyuridae
Source: the annotation of a GenBank genome assembly
AUGAUAAUCCCGUUGAUACUCUUACAAAUUGCUUAUACUAUUGAUGUAUGCCGCACUAAAGGAAAGAAUGUUGUAUUAAUCUUAACGGACGACCAAGAUAUUGAACUUGGUUCUAUGGAGUUUAUGCCAAAAACACGAAAUCUUCUGCAAGUUAGAGGUAUAACAUUUCAAAGUGGUUUUGUAUCCACUCCAAUUUGCUGCCCAAGCAGAAGUUCAAUCUUAACCGGUCAGUAUGUUCACAACCAUAAUGUUUUUACAAACAACCAAAACUGUUCAGGUGCUAGUUGGAGGGAAAUUUAUGAAAAACAAACAUUUGGUGUAUACCUGCAAAAGAAGAACUAUGUAACGGCAUAUUUUGGAAAAUAUUUGAAUGAAUAUGAUGGCAGCUAUCAGCCUCCAGGUUGGAAUGAAUGGAUGGGACUCGUAAAGAACAGUAGAUUUUAUAAUUAUACAGUCGUCUUGAAUGGAGAAAAAAUUAAGCAUGGAUUUGACUAUGAACGGGACUACUUUACUGAUCUAAUUGCCAACGAUACAAUUGCAUUUCUUAAAAAACACUGUAAACGGCAACCGACAAAGCCGUUUCUUGUCGUGCUAUCAUUUCCCGCACCACACGGUCCUGAAGAUCCUGCUCCACAAUUCUCGCAUUUAUUUGAAAAUGUAGAAACUCAUAGAACGCCAUCUUGGAAUUAUGCUCCCAAUCCCGACAAGCAAUGGAUUUUGCAACACACUGGUCGUAUGGAACCAGUACACGUUGUGUUCACCGAUCUACUGCAUAGGCGUCGACUGCAGACACUUCAAAGCGUAGACCAUAACAUACAACGACUUUUCAACGAGCUACGAAAUGUUGGAGUACUCUCGCAGACUUACAUAAUUUACUCCAGCGAUCACGGUUAUCAUCUAGGACAAUUUGGUUUGGUCAAAGGCAAAAAUAUGCCAUAUGAAUUCGACAUACGUGUCCCGUUCUUUAUUCGAGGCCCGGAUACGCCAAGAAACAUUACUAUUCGUGAACCGGUGAUGAAUGUCGACAUUGCACCAACAAUUUUGGAUGUGGCUGGCAUAAAAGCACCGCCUCAGAUGGACGGACGCUCCUUGCUACCUUUAAUUAAGGCAUAUGGAGCUCGAAAAGCGAGAUCAUUGAGGAAAUUAAGGUGGCGUCACACAGUGUUAAUUGAACGCGGGAAAAUGACAAAGUUAAAAAAUUUACGAGUACGUUUGGAAAUGCAAAGUAAUCAUGUUCAAGAAAACUCUAUGUUGUAUGCACAUUGUAAACGGCCAGAAUUCAAUGGAUUCUGCGAUGAGAAACAGGAUUCUGAAUAUGUUUUGCAUUUAGAUGAGGAAAAGUUGCGAUGGAAUGGAACAGUAGCUGAACUGUAUGAGAGAAGUGUUAAAGUUUUGAUUGAUGGUCGACUACGCAUCAGAUGGAGAUCAGAAUUUCUUAAUUAUUUACAUCAGGUAAAUUAUUUGAACAGGAAAAGUGAGCUUUUGGAAACGAAAACACAGUGCCAUGUACCGCAGAUGAACUGCUUUUUGCAUGGUACCGAUCAUUGGCGUACACCACCGUUAUGGCCACAGGAAUAUGGUGAAUUUUGUUUUUGCCAAAAUGCUAACAACAACACAUAUUGGUGUCUUCGAACGGUCAACGAAACUCAUAAUUUUUUGUACUGUGAAUUUUUGACCGAAUUUAUCAGCUAUUAUGAUCUGAUAACGGAUCCAUAUCAGGUGAGUAAUUUAUUUGUUUACUUUAUGCAUUCUAACUUUUUCUUUUUUCCUUGUUUUCUUUUGCACUUUAAAAGUAAAAUUUCGAAGUAAAA